Messenger RNA from Phacochoerus africanus (Common warthog), 1083 nucleotides. RefSeq names its product interferon alpha-2-like. NCBI's taxonomy places the organism in Eukaryota, Metazoa, Chordata, Mammalia, Artiodactyla, Suidae. The transcript has a single exon. Gene Ontology annotation, biological process: natural killer cell activation involved in immune response; defense response; humoral immune response. Gene Ontology annotation, molecular function: cytokine activity; type I interferon receptor binding. The record is from RefSeq and is a predicted model, not a curated record. Gene Ontology annotation, cellular component: extracellular region. Bases 202 to 714 code for a protein of 170 amino acids.
CUCACAGCAGGACCCACUGAAGGUGCAAACGCCCAGGUCUGGAGUUCCCAAACCAACCCCAUAAAAAGACAUCCUGCGCCCUCUUGCGGCCGCGUAGAGAAGCACGCUGCCCGAAGACCCAGCUAAAGAACCUCUGAGCAAAUUGCUUAGUGGUGCCCGUGCGCUCCCUGGCGGCCGUCUGGUGAAUCACUGAAAUUCUCAAUGGCUCAGAUUUACUUGGUAAUGGCAGGAGUGAUGCUCUGCUCCAUCUCUGUUUGCUUUCUUGACCAGAACUUGUCUGCUGUCCAUUGCGUAGAGAGGAGGGAAAUCUUCAAACAUUUGCAAGAGAUGAAAAAGAUCCCUUCUCAGUUAUGCUUAAAGGACAGAAUCGACUUCAAAUUUCCUUGGAAAAGAGAGAGUAUCACCCAAAUCCAGAAGACUGAAGGCACCUGUUACUGCUAUCUGAUGCUUCAGCAUAUCUCCGGUGUCUUCUCCAAAAAGGACAGCUAUGCUGCUUGGAACACCACCCUCCUCGAUCAACUACUCUCUAGCCUUGAUCUGGGCCUGAGAAGACUGGAGCAUAUGAAAAAAGACAAUAUGGAUUGUCCCCAUGUAGGAUCUGCUCUCCGAAAGUAUUUCCAAGGAAUCCAUCUCUACCUGAAGAAAAAGAAAUACAGCCCCUGUGCCUGGGAGAUUGUCAGAGUAGAAAUUGAAAGGUGCUUUUCCCUUAUGUAAGAAUCCUCAAAGAAAAGUCUACAUAAAGAAGAUUUUUAUACUUGUGACACUCUAAUCAAUCACAUUAUUAUUCGCUUAAGCCUCCAAAGCAACCUGUACUCACAUUACCUCAUGAGCUGAAAAAUUUCUGAACUGACCGGUAACCCUGGUAGCUCAGUGGGUUAAGGAAUCAGUAUUGUCACUGCUGUGGCUCUUUUCAGUUGUGGCCCAGGUUCAAUUCCUGGGCCCAGAAUUUCUGCAUCCUGCAGGUAGGAACCAAAAAUAAAUGAAUAAAUAAAGGAAAAAAAAUCUGAAAUGAAAAUGGUGAUUUUACAAAAAAAAAUGUUUUGACAGAAGCAAUCUCUUUUCUUAAAUAAAUAAUUUUUAUAA